UACAAUGUAUGGACAAUGUACCAAGUAUGUACCGGGGAGGAAACCGGAGUGUCGAUAGCUAGACAUGGCUUUGGAGAUUGCUGCAGCUCCGCUUCGCGUGGAUCAAAUUGGUCUUUAAUUAGUUGGGUUAGCUCACCUAGCUGAGGCAGCAUGGUCCUGAGAAAACGACUAAAAUAGUGCCUUUUUUAGUAUUUAUAUAGAGUUAGAAUGUCAAACUGUGCGAGAGAAUAGGGUGGUCGGUCGAUGCCAUAGGCCUUUUCCCGGCGUGCUUAGAAUUAUCUUUUAUUUUUAGCAUUAGUAAAGAAACAUAGCUGGCUAUCGGCAUAGCUUUAAAUAAUUUUCAUCUUUUUUUGCCGCCCUCCCGUAGCUAACAUGAAGAGGGUUAACAGUUUUCAAAGGUUCAUGAACCGCCGCGCUGCAGCAAAUGGCCGCUACCAGCCCACUUGCUACGAGCACGCUGCCAACUGCUACACACACGCGCUCCUGAUUGUCCCGGCCUUCAUCGGCAUGGCGCUGCUGUACAGGCUGUCAGACGACGGCUGGGAGAGAGUGACGGCCUGGGUCUACGGGACGGGCCUGUGCGCCCUCUUCCUGGUCUCCACCGUCUUCCACAUCGUCACCUGGAAGAAAAGUCACAUGAGGGAAAUCGAGCACUGCUUUCACAUGUGCGAUCGAGUGGUGAUAUACUUCUUCAUAGCUGCCUCCUACACACCCUGGUUGAACCUCCGGGAGCUGGGCCCUCUGGCCGCGCACAUGCGCUGGUUUGUGUGGCUCAUGGCUGCCGCGGGGACCAUCUAUGUGUUCAAUUACCACGAAAGGUAUAAACUAGUGGAGCUGGCCUUCUAUCUAACAAUGGGGUUUUUCCCGGCAUUGGUCGUGACGUCAAUGAACAACACGGACGGUCUGCAGGAGCUGGCGUGGGGCGGGCUGAUAUACUGCCUGGGCGUGUUUUUCUUUAAAUGUGACGGCGUCAUCCCCUUCGCGCACGCCAUCUGGCACGUGUUCGUGGCGCUCGCCGCGGCCGUGCAUUACUACGCCAUCUGGAAGUACCUCUACCGGAGCCCGGCGGCCGACGUGAUCCGCGACGUGUGACGUCUCCCUCCCUCUCCCUUUCCCUCCUGGUCUCGGCCUCUCUCUCACUCAAACAGCGUAAAACCUCCUCGAAGACUUGCGUAUUCCUUCUUGAAUGCCCUGACGUCGUAGCCUGAUCGACAGCCAAAAGUUUACGAGAAAAAAAACAAACAAAAAAAAACGACAGUGUAUUGUUUACCGUUUUCUAAGCUGGUGUGAGCUGUUUGAGUCCGUGUGUCUGUACCUUCUCCCAUACCUCCGGGCAAGUAUCGCUUGGACUUUUGUACCACUUCUGCCUGGAGGCACGAAACCAAACGACAUUUUCAUUCUGGUUCUUUUUUAAAGGUUUGUUUGUUUUCUCAAGAAUGAUUGAAAACAAAUGAAACCAUUUUGUAUGCUCUCGGAUAUCACAAUAUGGAAAUAUUUAGGUUUUUUUGUGUUUUUUUUCUUCUUCACUCCACAUUCCACAGAAAAUAAAUUUUUUUUUUAGUGCUUUUGACAGUUAGCGGCAUCACUUAGCUUGGUAGCAAAUGGGUAACAUGUGAAACUCAGAUUUUUGGAGAGUGUUUUGGGGCCACAUCUGAAGCCUGUAUUUCAUAUUUCCAGUAUAUUUAUAUUAUAAUAGGUAUUUCUGCAUUCAUGUUUUUUCAGUACGGUGUCAUUUUGAUCAACAGUAUUUGAAAGUGCAGUCUUGAAAAUAUUUUUCUGAGGUCACUUUUGUACCACGAAGAACCACUUCAAUUUUAUAUCUUGAAUUGUGCUGAACACCUCGUGUUCAACGCAAAAUCCAUUUUGUAUUUUUGAGCCCGUAACCAAUUUAAGUACUGAACACAGGUGCACUGACGAAGCAGAUUUACCAUGUGAACUAGUCAUGAAAUCAUGAACAAGGUAAUUUUCAUUUGCCUUGACCAAGUGACCAAAAAUCAAGUCGUCUACUGUAGGCUAGAAUCAUCCGAGUCGCGAGAUGAUUGUGGCUUCAGCCGGUUAAUGCUCGCUCUUGUACACGGUUAACGAGGAUGUUAACUGCAGAGAAGCGCCAUCAAGACAGGGGGACCCCUAGGGACUGUUUUACCGUUUUGCACAAAAUUAUCUGUGGCUCUGCAGAAGCAACGGCUGGAGUUUGCUGUAAAAAAAAAUUCAUAAAAUCACACCAACCUGACCGUGUGACCUGCAGGAUCUGUGCACUGACGCUAAAUAAAUGACUAAAUAGAUACGACAUGACUUUAGCAACCAAGAUCAUCUUUUUUUUUUUUUGUAACAUUGCACAUAAUCACUUGCUGUAGAUUUGCGUGGCAGAUUUCGGUCCGUCGUCGAUGUUUCCUACACUGUGAAAAAGGCUGGUCUGCGUGCUGUCGGCUGUGGAUGGGCGACGCUGUGGCGGGACGGUCACGGGUACACGUGACGUUAUGUCACUGUCUCAGAAUGUUUGUGUCUGUAAAAUCAUUUCUGCAUACCCCCCGUCCCCCC
Conger conger (European conger) is the source of this 2538-nucleotide messenger RNA. RefSeq names its product monocyte to macrophage differentiation-associated (gene mmd). NCBI's taxonomy places the organism in Eukaryota, Metazoa, Chordata, Actinopteri, Anguilliformes, Congridae. The record is from RefSeq and is a predicted model, not a curated record. Bases 373 to 1092 code for a protein of 239 amino acids. Gene Ontology annotation, cellular component: membrane. The transcript is spliced from 7 exons. Gene Ontology annotation, molecular function: pore-forming activity.